UGUCGCACAUGCGCACUGAGGCCAGUCUGACCGACCUUCAGCGGGGCCACUUGCCACCAUGUUUUCUCGGGCGAGCGUCGUGGGGGUCUCGGCCUGGGCGGUGCAGCCACAAUGGUAUGGCAGCUUGCGGAUCCAAGUUCGAAAUAUGGCAACUUUGAAAGAUAUUACCAGGCGACUGAAGUCAAUCAAAAACAUCCAGAAAAUUACCAAGUCUAUGAAAAUGGUAGCAGCAGCAAAAUAUGCCCGAGCUGAAAGGGAGCUGAAACCAGCUCGAGUGUAUGGAACAGGAUCUUUGGCUCUGUAUGAAAAGGCUGAUAUCAAGGGGCCUGAAGAAAAGAAGAAACACCUCCUUAUCGGCGUGUCCUCAGACAGAGGGCUCUGUGGGGCCAUCCACUCCUCCGUGGCUAAACAGAUGAAGAGCGAGGUGGCCACGCUCACAGCAGCUGGGAAGGAAGUGAAAAUUGUUGGAAUUGGAGAUAAAAUCAGGGGUAUACUUCAUAGGACUCAUUCUGACCAGUUUCUGGUGACGUUCAAAGAAGUGGGAAGAAAACCCCCUACUUUUGGAGAUGCAUCAGUCAUUGCCCUGGAAUUACUAAAUUCUGGGUAUGAAUUUGAUGAAGGGUCGAUCAUCUUUAAUCGAUUCAGGUCUGUCAUCUCCUACAAAACAGAAGAAAAGCCCAUCUUUUCUCUUAAUACCAUUGCAAGUGCUGAGAGCAUGAGUAUCUAUGACGACAUUGAUGCUGAUGUACUGCAGAAUUACCAGGAAUACAGUCUGGCCAACAUCAUUUACUAUUCUCUGAAGGAAUCCACCACGAGUGAGCAAAGUGCCAGGAUGACAGCCAUGGACAAUGCAAGCAAGAACGCUUCUGAGAUGAUCGACAAGUUGACUUUGACCUUCAACCGCACCCGCCAAGCUGUCAUCACAAAGGAGCUGAUUGAAAUCAUCUCCGGUGCUGCAGCUCUGGAUUAAUGAAAAUCGAGUUUCGUCCUCAGACAAGAGGUAAAGAAGAGAAAUUCAGUCAGCUGAUUCGGUUUUAGCUCACUGCUUUCCUGGUCAGAAGAAACUGUUGGUCCAUUGUUUAAAUUACUAAAGACAGCAAGAUAUUUGUAAAUUAUCUUACAAUAAACAGCUUGCAAUAAAAGAAAUCACUGUGUUAAAACUA
Artibeus jamaicensis (Jamaican fruit-eating bat) is the source of this 1163-nucleotide messenger RNA. RefSeq names its product ATP synthase F1 subunit gamma (gene ATP5F1C). The transcript is spliced from 10 exons. NCBI's taxonomy places the organism in Eukaryota, Metazoa, Chordata, Mammalia, Chiroptera, Phyllostomidae. Bases 59 to 970 code for a protein of 303 amino acids. The record is from RefSeq and is a predicted model, not a curated record. Gene Ontology annotation, biological process: proton motive force-driven ATP synthesis. Gene Ontology annotation, molecular function: proton-transporting ATP synthase activity, rotational mechanism.